CCGGCUCGGGCACUCAUCGCCUGACCGUCCUCGGUGUAAGUGCUUUUAUUUUGCAGCAGUGCGCUAGUCCGUACCGAAACACCGACAAUCACCAUGAACGCCUCGCUGAUCGCCCUUCUGCUGUGCGCCUGUGUCGCCGUCGUCAUGGCCGGUCACUUCGGUGGCUUCGGAGGCUACGGUGGAUACGGUGGCGGCUUCGAGAGUGGCCUUGGCUACCACAAGACCGUGCCGGGGCCCUCAUUUUUGGUGAAGACCGUGCACCACGUCAGCAAGCUCCACAGUGGCGCACAUCUCGUCGGCGGACACUACGGGCACGGCGGAUACGGAGGUGGCUACGGAGGAGGCUUCAGCUUUGGAGGCCUCAAGCACUGAGCCGGAAGACAUGGUGUGGCCGAACUACGGCGCGGCAGCCCGCGUGGGGCUUCCGCGCCGAGUCGCGGGGACUUCUGCCACCGCGGCGAUGGUGUGGCGCCUGUGCGCGGCGCAAUACUGUAAAUUCGAGUAUCUUUCUGCCCUCAGCCAAGCUCAGGGGCACCGCACGUGGCGUACUUGCGCUGAUGGGUAACAAAGACAGAGGAACGCCGUUCUCAACUACAUUUGCUGAAACGCGAUCUAAUACCAGAGAUCAUAUUUGUGCCGUUGACAAGGCCGAUGGAGAGGCACCUUAUGACUGUAGGCUAUGCUAACGUUCUGGCUACUCUACUGCGCAGUACUUAGUGGUACUGACGGUCCGCUUUGUAUCUUUUCAUUUUUAUCAGUCUUGCGUAAAGCUGUCCUCGUGCGGUCACCUAAUUGCAAUGUGUUAAGCAACGAUCAAGGUUUUUCUUUCUUUGAUACGUGAACGGGCAACGCAUUUAGCCGCCCUUUUCUUCUCUGUCGCCUCUUGCUGAGACACUCAUAUUUUAACAAUUAUCGUUACACGCUGCUGUGCUCGCGUUGGUUUGCAAGCCGGCGCCUCUAUAAAUGACAGGACCUGCACUUGCCAACUUCAAAGCCGACCAAUGCUGUAAAUAGAAAAAAAAAGCGUAUCGUCUUGGCCAAAGCGAUCACGCAUCGUUCUUUUGCGGGAGACGUUGUCUAUGCCUGCCAUGAGUCUCACCUCUCUAUAUGCAUCGUAACAAAGCCUAGGUAAUUUGUCGAUGGUACUGCUAGCGAAUACGAUAUACGGUUACUGUAGGAAAAUGUUAGCGUAAGAUACUACUGGCCACAACAGUUGCUUGUUGAUUUUUUGCUAUGGUGACUGUACAUGUAUUCCUAUUUUCAGUAUGAUCUGUCUGGCGUCUAAAAUAAACUCCGCACUAUAGCCUGUAAUGUCAUUGUACUCUCGACGAAGAGAGCUCCUUCCUGUCUUUCAUGAGCGGCUGUUUAUCUGAGGUUGUAUUUAAACGUUCGCUUCCUAUGUCGAACCCAAAAUAAAGAGCCUAUGUCACAUUCUA
This is a messenger RNA of Rhipicephalus microplus (southern cattle tick), 1436 nucleotides long. RefSeq lists its product as uncharacterized. The record is from RefSeq and is a predicted model, not a curated record. Lineage: Eukaryota; Metazoa; Arthropoda; Arachnida; Ixodida; Ixodidae.